Molecule: messenger RNA, 1382 nt
Organism: Neocloeon triangulifer
Lineage: Eukaryota; Metazoa; Arthropoda; Insecta; Ephemeroptera; Baetidae
Product: glycoprotein-N-acetylgalactosamine 3-beta-galactosyltransferase 1-like
Exons: 8
Coding region: 97-1176 (359 amino acids)
Cellular component (GO): membrane
Molecular function (GO): N-acetylgalactosaminide beta-1,3-galactosyltransferase activity
Source: RefSeq, a predicted model, not a curated record
CAAAGAAGUAGCGUUGUUAGAAAUCAGUAUCGUCUGCUUUGUUCAAUCAAAGCCACGUUAUUUUUUGUUUGGUAAUUUUACUUAAGGAACAUUCAAAUGCAAAUCGAUUCUGCAUUUAAGCAACGGCGUUUGACGCCAACAAAUGUGUGUGUAUUUGCAUUUGGACUAGUCGUAGGAUUUGCAAUUUGCUCCCUCACGUCAUUGAAUUUUUGUAUGGAAGAGAGUUCUAAAAUAAGCCUGGUUCCGAACAACACUGUUAAAACCGUAACUGAUAAAACUUUGGUCGAGAUGCAACACGACAAAGAACUGAAUUCUUCAUUGGCCAAAGAACUUUUGCUCAGGGUGGAAGAAAUGGAGGCGAGAAAACUGGCCGAAAAAGUGCGCGUUCUUUGCUGGGUGAUGACCGCCCCUGAAAACCACGAAGAAAAGGCUGUCCACGUAAAAGCCACUUGGGGACGGCAUUGCAACAAGCUCAUUUUUAUAAGCAACAAGGAAGAUAAAAGCCUCCCGGCAUUGGCAUUACCAGGAGUUAAGACGGGAAGAGAGGGACUGUGGAGCAAAACUGUCGCCGCUUUUAAAUAUGUCCACGAAAAUUGCAGCGACGAAUAUGACUGGGUGAUGAAGGCUGAUGAUGACACUUACGUAGUUGUAGAAAAUUUGCGCAAAAUGCUUUUGCCGUAUCCACCAAAGGAUCCACAUUACUUUGGGUUUAGAUUUAAAACGCAUACGCCUGUAGGCUACAUGAGUGGAGGAGGAGGUUAUGUGCUCAGUAAAGAGGCGGUUAGACGAGUUGUUACUGAAGGGUUUGAUGGGAAGAUAAAAGACUGCAGAUUAAGUACCGACACCAAUGCCGAAGACGUCAAUAUGGGAGACUCCAGAGAUGCCCUCGGGAGAAAUCGUUUCUUCCCAUUUGACCCCCAACAACACACUCACGUUGACACAAGUGCAAGGGGCUGGUGGUAUUGGGAUUAUAUUUGGUGGCCGACUGAAGAGGAGGUCGACAAUUGCUCUGAUGAGGUUGUCUCUUUUCAUUACUUGGAUAAAUUCAAAAUGUACAUGAUGGAGUAUCUGGUUUACCAUGUAAAACCUUUCAGCGUGCGACAUUUAAAAAAAUAUGAUAACAUGGAGUAUAUCCAGAGCUUACAGACAGAUAAGAAAAGCUCAAUAAAAAUAUAGUAUUGUAUUUUUUUAUUAAAUCUCAAAAAUGUAAAGUAUUUACAAUUGUAUUUAAUUAUAACAAAAUUAUAUAUUCCGGGAAAAAAAUAAUAAUGGCGUUCUCACCCUGUGGAUGUCAAAAGUGUAACUGACAAAAUUGAUUUAAUUUGCUGAUUACGUACGUAAAUCUUGGCAAAUCUAAUAAAUUGAAAACAAAAAUUAAAACA